AUGCAACUACCGGCAGUGCCAGCAACCGGUCCAAUCUACACAUAUAUGCAGACAAUCAACCAAGUUCUGAGACUUCUGCCCAUUAGGCCUUUCUAUGGUCUGUCCGGCCGUUUCUUAUUCAUAGGAUAUGUUGGGCAUGCGCAUCAACUCUCGCCUGUAUACUGGCCUGAAGAAUAUUUCGCUCUCGUGCAUCCGCCCCAUGACAUCCUGCGACAUGUCGGGUUCUUAUGUAUUAUGAACGACAACACGCGGUUUUCUAUCUACGAGAUAGAGAGCAGUGCCUCUGCUUUUCUCAAUGACUGUAGGACCAAUUUUUGUGCACCCAACUCACAUGGGGGCAUCUCCCCCAUCUGGUUGCUUGAUCAGCUAGCCGGUGUUCAGUUCACCCCAGCAAUAUACCCACACGGAUUCCCCCCUCCUGCUCCUCCUAUGCCCGUCAAUAUACUGGCUUGGCAGACCUCAUUCCCUCAACUGUCGUCCUCUCAGGCAGCGUUCUGUGAGACGAUGUUCCACCCAUCCCUAGAUUUCGAAUACGAGCCUACGAUCAUAGAACCGAGCUCCGUAUUCGAUAUCUUACCCACACCCACUUUGCCGGAUGAUGACAUUUCUGUCUCUGAUAUGAUGACCCUCGUUAAUACUCAUUCCUUCAGUGAGGCGGAGCCUCCCCACCCAGAUCUCCCUUGGAAAUGCACCGCCCAAGGCGAUCCCCUUGACAAAGGCCAAAAACUGUUGCUCAAAGGCUUGUUGGCAGCGUCACCAUGGGGUCGCUUGAUUAAACUGGCCAAAUACCUUUUUAUCGGGCAUUUUCUGGUCGGAAUGCCCGCCAACCCAUUCCUUGUUCCUGAGGCAAUUUCCAGGCAGUUGAUCACAACGAGCUUCUUGAGAGCUCUCCGCUUUUACCAAAAGACUUAUGAUGAGGUAAGUAGCGAGCCACUGAUGAUCGUGAAUGGCGAUGGGCAAGAGACCAUUGUGGGAUGGUCAUACUUGCACAACCGGUUUCAGGACUUCUAUAUAGAUGUCACUUCAGAACUCAGGAAAAUUACACGAGGUAGCACAUCCUCAUUGGCUGGGUUUGCGGUUGAUGAGGAUGUGAAGAUGCAGAAGAUUCUUGAACUCAUUGUCACGCUCAACUCGGAUGACCAAAGACUGGUUCAAGGCACUAUCUGCGACCUUAUUGGAACACAAGCCUUCAAGGAGGUCCUCUGGGCUGCAUUACUCCGACCUAUCACUGAGUUAGCUGAAGGCACCGCGAGAUUAGCGGAUCUAUACCCUGACACCAUUCAAACUUGGAUGGGUUACCUACGAAAGGGGAUCGUAGGCGUACUGACCACUCUCAUGUAUCAGGCGUUUACUUUGCAAAUACCAUCCGACUCUACCAACUUGAAAGCACCCGAGUUGUAUCCGAGAAUUAUGGCUGCGCUAGAUGAGAUGUAUAUGCAUCCAGACCGCUUCGCUCCCUUCUUCCAGGUGGCACCACUAGCCGACUUUGUUUGGCUUUAUUUGCCGCGACUGUUCCUGGGGUGGUCACUUCACAACCGCACUCUGCACAACCAAUCAGACUAUAUUUGGAAUAUUCACGAUGUCGCGCGUCAUCUACGGCCCUCAAAUUGGCAGCAAUUGCCGCCAAAACAUUUGACAGACGCAACUGGAGAUGUUAGCGGCCAAUCUGUACCUGAGGCGGCCACCACCCCGCGUCCACCAGGUCCAAUAAGGCAAUUGAUGCGUUUUUGUGCCGACGCUUGGGCACACUUCAUGCAAUGGUUGAUAUCGGUGACGUGCAGGAGAUGA
This is a messenger RNA of Suillus clintonianus, 1788 nucleotides long. RefSeq lists its product as uncharacterized. The record is from RefSeq and is a predicted model, not a curated record. Bases 1 to 1788 code for a protein of 595 amino acids. The transcript is spliced from 14 exons. Lineage: Eukaryota; Fungi; Basidiomycota; Agaricomycetes; Boletales; Suillaceae.